Molecule: messenger RNA, 1347 nt
Organism: Drosophila subpulchrella
Lineage: Eukaryota; Metazoa; Arthropoda; Insecta; Diptera; Drosophilidae
Gene: Akr1B
Product: aldo-keto reductase family 1 member B1
Exons: 7
Coding region: 16-1068 (350 amino acids)
Cellular component (GO): cytosol
Molecular function (GO): aldose reductase (NADPH) activity
Source: RefSeq, a predicted model, not a curated record
CACAAUCAUAUAAAAAUGAACAGCUUAUUGAAAAUUCGACUGGUUCGACCUGUUUUGGGCUUAACAAUAAGAAACUAUGGCAAGAUCGAGCGUUUUAUGUGGUGCCAGAAGGAAAUAGCUGGAGUUCCCAAAGUGGUUUUCUUAGACGGAAAGGAGAUUCCAGUAAUUGGACUUGGCACUUGGAAUAGCCCAAAGGGAGAGGUCACCGAGGCUGUGAAGGUGGCCAUUGAUGCCGGAUACAGGCACAUCGACUGUGCUUUUGUCUACCAAAACGAAGAUGAGGUUGGAGAUGGAGUUGAGGCCAAGAUCAAGGAGGGCGUUGUUAAGCGUGAGGAUCUGUUCAUCACUAGCAAGCUGUGGAACACUUUCCAUCGCCCGGAUCUGGUCAAGACAGCUGUGGAGAACACAUUAAGUGCCCUUAAGUUGAAGUACCUCGAUCUGUAUCUUAUCCACUGGCCCAUGGGUUACAAGGAAGGCUGCGAACUUUUCCCCACCGAUAAGGAUGGCAAGACACUGUACUCGCCAGUCGAUUACGUCGAUACCUGGAAGGCCAUGGAGAAGCUGGUGGAGGAAGGUCUGGUCAAGUCCAUUGGUGUCUCCAACUUUAACAGGAGGCAGAUUGAGCGCGUGCUUGAGGUGGCAAAGAUCCCACCAGCAACCAACCAGAUUGAGUGCCACCCCUAUCUGACACAGAAAAAACUGAUCGAUUUCUGCAAAUCGAAGGACAUUACGAUCACAGCCUACAGUCCCUUGGGAUCUCCCAACCGCCCAUGGGCCAAGGCUGGUGAUCCGGUCAUCCUAGAGGAGGCUAAGAUUAAGGAUAUUGCUGCCAAGAAGAACAAGACUCCUGGACAGAUCCUCAUUCGUUACCAGAUUCAGCGGGCCAACAUUGUCAUCCCCAAGUCUGUUACCAAGAGUCGCAUCGAGUCCAACUUCCAGGUCUUCGACUUUGAGCUGACGCCCGAGGAAAUUGAAACCAUCGAGAGCUUCGAGUGCAAUGGUCGCCUGGUGCCCUUGCUCAAAGAUGCUGGUACCCACAAGUACUAUCCAUUUCACGACGAGUAUUAAGCUUUAAGAAAUCGAUAUCUGCAAAGCGAGAAGUUAUAAAGAAGAAUUCUUUAAAUAAGAAAUUGUACACAUUGAAAACUGAAACUCUAUCAAGAAAAAUAUCCAAGUAUAAUGCUGAUCUACAUAAACAUGAACAUGAGGUUAACCCAGUACGGUCACCCCCACCACCCUUUCGAGAAGGACGAAUACUAGUAGACAACACAGUGCACAGUUCAAAUUUAUAAUUUGUUACAUAAUCAUUUAAUCUUUAACCAUGCGAAUAAACAAACAUGAAUAUUA